Linepithema humile (Argentine ant) is the source of this 4241-nucleotide messenger RNA. It is a transcript of the gene Mitf, whose product is annotated as transcription factor Mitf. Gene Ontology annotation, biological process: regulation of transcription by RNA polymerase II. Lineage: Eukaryota; Metazoa; Arthropoda; Insecta; Hymenoptera; Formicidae. Gene Ontology annotation, cellular component: nucleus. The record is from RefSeq and is a predicted model, not a curated record. Gene Ontology annotation, molecular function: DNA-binding transcription factor activity, RNA polymerase II-specific; RNA polymerase II cis-regulatory region sequence-specific DNA binding; protein dimerization activity.
GAAUAUGGCAUUGCAAGGACAUCAGGUUAUUUUGAAUCACCCUGUAUAUGCUCAAAUUUUCUGUGCUACAUUAUGCGCGAGCAAAUUGCUACAUAGAAAUAUUAAACAAAAGAAUUCUCAAGUAUCAAGUGGAAACAUUCAUUCUUUUGGAAUUCUUUCUUUUACGAGAUGACCUUCGUCGUUCUCUUGCAUGAAGGUUCUUCGCGGAGCUUUUCGUUUUAAAAACCGCCGUCGGUCAGCUCAUAUCCGUCGCACAGCCGCGAGAUGGCAGUAGUUAUAAGUCAGACGCCGCCGUCACUGCGAUGACUUCGUGGUGAUCCCGGCAGACGGAUGGUUCGCGUAGUAUUGAUACGCGCGUGUGUCACGCUUGUCUCAUCGCGUAACCGGUCUUCUCGUUUGUGUGCUUCUUUUCGCGGAACGUCGUUCGUUGUCACCGUUCGCUGCCGUUGUUGCCAUCAUCGUCGUCGUUGUCGUCGUCGUCACAGCGCAAAGGUAAAUCGCGAGGAAAACGCGCGCGAAGGGGCGAUGGAACGCGCGUUGCAGAGAAGGAACAUCACGGAUCCGCGCACGCGUGCACGCGCGGCCGUCGUCGCGAAAGCUAAUAACUCGUGCGAGAACUCUUGACACUUCCGUAAAAUGGGAGUCUCUUCACGGUGCUCGUGAUCCAUCAAAAGUGCGCCGUGAUCCAUCUCCCAUAACAUCCCCUCUUCUAAAAUUCUCUCCUCGUCCUUCAGCAAUCUUGUCGUCGUGUCGUCCGCGACUUUUUCGCAGCGUGUCCUCGAGAGCAUUCCUCUUUUCUCGCUGUUAUUGUUCUCCCUUUUCGCAUCUUCGUCAUCGUUAUUUUCCGCAACGACGCGCGACGUCGUGCCAGUUCCAAAACUUUUGAACGCGCGCGUUUGACUCGAUCCGCCGUGUUUCGUAGUGUUGCGCGCGGUUUCGCGCGACAUAUUCGAAGCGUCACGACGAUGGACGAAUCCGGGAUCGAUAUGGGAUUCGACCUGACGGCUGCACUUGCCGUUGCUGAUCCGUACGCCCAUAAUGUCGCUAUCGGGGAUUAUGAUGACGAUUUCGAGCAGACUUUAUCCCUUCUAUCGUCUUCCACCAAGGACUUGAUGUACUAUGAGCUGAAAAGCCGCGCACCUGACACUGGCAGUCCGCCGACUUUCAAAACAACGACUCCGACGUCGCGUACGCAAUUGAAGCUGCAGCUGAUGCGGGAGCAGCUGCAGGAGCAAGAGAGGCGACAGGCGGAGUUCCGGCAGAGCUUGCAGCAGCAGAGACCAGCUGCCGCACUGCCCAGACCAGUGCCGCCUACGCCAUUGCCCACUAUUGGCGUGGAUGUUCCACCACAAGUAUUGCAAGUGCGUACACUCUUGGAGAAUCCAACGCGUUACCACGUAGUGCAAAAGCAGAAAAAUCAAGUGCGUCAGUACCUGCAUGAAUCGUUCCGCGGCGGCGGUGGCGGCGACGGCAAUGCGGUCGUCGGUGGUAGCGCCGGUAGCGAGGGCGGUGGCAGGACACCGGUCGACUCCGGGCCACCGCCCGUUCCAAUGGUGGUGCAAAGUGCACCACCCGGCCCGCAGCUGCAUCACCCAAAGCCGCAGCAUCCUCAUCUCGCUUCGUAUCCGCACGGCCCCACGCUGCUGCCACAUCAUCCCGGUAACCCCACGGUAGUCUCGCCGAGCCCGGACCCCGCCACUACCGGCACCAUGUCUCCAGGUCUGUCCAGCGUCGCCACCAGCAACUCCGAGGCUGAGGACCUCCUGGACGAUAUUUUGUCGUUCGAGGCUGGUUCCUUAGGUGAUGGAUUAAAAGAUGGCCAAGCCGGAAGCCUCACUAAUAUACCGGAACUACAGAUUAAGCCGGAGCCCCUUUUGCUUACGGAAGCGGAGAUUCACGCCCUCGCUAAAGACCGGCAGAAGAAGGAUAAUCAUAAUAUGAUCGAGCGACGGCGGCGUUUCAAUAUCAACGACAGGAUCAAGGAGCUCGGCACCCUUCUGCCCAAGACCAAUGAUCCAUAUUACGAAAUCGUUCGAGACGUCAGGCCGAACAAGGGCACUAUUCUCAAGUCUUCGGUGGAGUAUAUAAAACUGUUGAAAAACGAGCUCACGCGAAUGAAGCAGAACGAGCUCAGGCACAAGCAAUUGGAGCAUCAGAAUCGACGGCUGCUCCUGCGCGUGCAGGAGCUUGAGUUGCAAGCGAAAGCACACGGGCUUCCGGUUUCCGAUUUCAACUGGGCGUCCACUUCCGUUGCUAUGCUCAACACUUUCCCGAGGGGUAAACUCGAGCAACGAAAGAUGCCGGACCUGGUGACGGGUGACGAGGCGACGAGUCUGAGCAUGUCGCAGCUCGAGGAUCUCAUGGAGGACGACACCGGUGGUCCCGUGCACGGCGGUGACCCGAUGCUUUCGUCGCCGCACCUGCCACCGCUGAGCCCACCUGCGGCUGCCUGUCACCACGGUUUACCCGACGAAGACACCCUCGGCAGUUUGGCAGUAACCACGUCGAAUUCCUCGUCCGACAUGGACAUCGUCGCGUAGCCGAAAAACCGCCGUCGUCUGUCAGUCUCGCGCGUGAUCGAAAUCGACUCCCGAAACUUUCUCGCAUAGUCGUCGAGAGGAUUUUCUGGUCAGUGCCCGACCGAAGGUGAUCGAUCUAGAUUUAUGUAAGAGAGCGGAACACACUGCUUCAGUUACGAGUACAAGGCAGCGGGCUGUUGCAACAUGUAAAUCUUUAUCGCGAAAGGACAUUCGGGAAAGAAAUUUGCGUGGCAGCAAUUGAAUUUUUAGUGGAGCAAACUAGUCAUCGAUUCGAGCUCUGAGAGAAUUCACUUCACCAGAGGAUUAGCAAAGGGAAUCGAAAGAAGGAUAUGGAUAUUACUCAUCAUGAAAUUUAAGAGAAACGUUAUCGAUACAAUAAACUUGAAGAAGAAAUCGUUAUAUUAUUUCAAAAUUUUGAUGAUGCAAUACAAAGGAAGAUAAUAUAUAUAAUUUGUAUAAUCCGCUACAAGAAAAAGAAGAAAAGAAAGAAGGAUGAAAACUAGAAGACUGAAAACAAGUUAAAAUCUUUCCAUCGGGAUAUCACAAAUACAUACUCAUCGGUAUUAUGAAUGCCUGCCAAUUAUCAUGCCAAUAAUGCCUAUAAUCAUCAAGAAUAUAUUUAGCGAUUGUUGUGGUACCAUUAUUUUCCAUGAUUGUCUAAUAUGUUAUUAAUGACUAGUUUGGAUAUCUUUUUAUUGACUGGGCAGCAACUUUCGAAGAUCCCUUUCAAUUUGGAAAAUUAUAAAGAAGGUCGUGGGAAAAAUUGCUGCGUGACGUUUGUGUUUCGCGUCUUUGGAGAUUCAGCACGAGACUCGGAUGGACGUUUUUCAGGUCGAUGACGAGAUCCUCGAGAGGCAAUCGGGCGUUUUCGGCCUGAUAGUUCUUGGCUCCGGGUUUUUUGAAGUAGCGGUGAAAGUCGUCAUUGCCGGGCGACGGAGGAGGAGUUCAGGGUCGUUUCAAUUGCGAGGAACGGGAGGGCUCGAUGUCACGAUUCUACGAACGGCUGGCCGUUACAUGGAUGGAAUGUGUGACGUCUUAUGUGCGUUGUAGUUUAUGUCAGUGCACCGAAGGACGCGCUUCUGUCGCGCUCGAGACGAACUUAAACGUUCGUGCGAUAUUAUCGUUAAUCAAGGACGACGCAAUUGUCGAUUGUACAUCAGUGAUGCACAUUGCGACAAUUUUAGGAUUUUUGAUGAAGAACGAGAAUACCUUCUCGUAAAAGUGUUAGUUAUGUAGUUCAUUAUGAUAUUACUUAAUCGAGAAUUUAUUUUCAUAAUUUGCCAGUGUUUGCACGAUAUGCCCAGAAAAUAAUCUGAUAAUGGAGAUAUUUUUUAUAAAAGAUUUUCCGAGAUUCUCUUCGAGUAUGUUCGAUAAAAAAUAUAAUUGGUGAAUGAAAUUUUUCAAAAUAAUUGUACAUUAUAAAAAAAUGUAUUGUUUUUGUUCGCAAGGUUACAGAAUAUCAGAAGUUAUUGGAAACAUAUUAUAAAAAUGAAUUUUGCAUAUUUUCCUUUUAAUAAGUAUUAUUAAAACUAAAAUAUCGCAAUUAUAAGAGAUGAAUGAUAGAUAAUUAUUGACAAUUGUUGAUUAAAGUGUUUUAAGACUAGAAUUAGAUCCGAUUCAAAUGUCAUAAGAAUUUGACAUUGCCACCGAAUCCGAGUGCCUUUGUAGAAAACGAGUCGAGGGAAUAUAUUUUCGCAAAUA